This is a messenger RNA of Coregonus clupeaformis (lake whitefish), 4067 nucleotides long. RefSeq names its product zinc finger protein 239-like. The transcript is spliced from 2 exons. NCBI's taxonomy places the organism in Eukaryota, Metazoa, Chordata, Actinopteri, Salmoniformes, Salmonidae. The record is from RefSeq and is a predicted model, not a curated record. The coding region runs from base 162 to 1301 and encodes 379 amino acids.
GAAGAAGUUACGCUUGCUAGAACAGCAAGAGUUGCCAAUUCAAAGUCAGUUGUCAAGGAGAGACCUCCAACCCAGGUUCAGACAGUGAGCCCAGUUCCACAGCAUCAGGAAACCAUAAACAACACAGACAGAGGAACUCAAGACAGAAACAUCACCACUGCAUGGACUGCUUCACUAGUUUCUAUGAGCCAGAGGAGUUGAGAAGGCACACUUGUAGGACCCACCCCUGCUCAGAUUGCAGAGGCAGUUUUAUUUGUCCAACUCACCUCAAAUCAAAACAGGCUCAAAAAAGAAUGACGACAUACCCGUGUGGUCAAUGUGGGAAGAUAUGUGAAACACCAAGCAAACUCAAGACGCACCAGAUAACGCACACAGGAGAGAAGCCAUACCACUGCUCUGUUUGUGGGAAGGGUUGCAGUCAUUCGGACCAACUAAAGACACACCAGAGAACUCACACAGGAGAGAAGCCUUACCACUGCUCCCAAUGUGGAAAUAGUUUCAGUCAAUUAUCAACUCUGAGAAAACACCACCUAACUCACACAGGAGAGAAGCCAUACCUCUGCUCUCAUUGUGGGAAGAGUUUCCGUCAGUUAGCCAACCUGAAUACACACCAGUUAAUUCACUCAGGCGAGAAGCCAUACCACUGCUCUCAGUGUGGGAAGGAUUUCAGACAUCCAAGAGACUUGAAGUCACACCAGAGAACUCACACAGGAGAGAAGCCUUACCACUGCUCUCAAUGUGGGGAUAGUUUCACCAGUUCAUAUUUCCUAAGGAAACACCACCUAACUCAUACAGGAGAGAAGCCUUACCUCUGCUCUCAUUGUGGGAAGAGUUUCAGUCAGUUAGCCAACCUGAAUACACACCAGUUAAGUCACACUGGAGAGAAGCCUUACCACUGCUCUCAAUGUGGGGAUAGUUUCACCAGUUUAUAUUUCCUAAAGAAACACCAGCUAAUUCACACGGGAGGAAAGCCAUUCCACUGCUCCCAGUGUGGUAAGAGUUUCAGUCAUUCAUCAACUCUAAAGAAACAUCAGAUAACACACACAGGGGAGAAACCUUACCGCUGCUACCAGUGUGGGAAGAGUUUCAGUCUGGUGGGAAACCUAAAGAGACACCAGCUAACCCACACAGUAGAGAAGCCUUACCGCUGCUCUCAUUGUGGGAAGAGUGUUAGUCAGUUACACCACCUAAAGACACACCAGUUAAUUCACACCGGAGAGAAGCCAUACCACUGCUCUCAGUGUGGGAAGAGUUUCAGUCAAUCAUCAACUUUGAAGAAACAUCAGAGAACUCACACAUGAGUAAAGUUGUCAUCAAGUCUGAAGACACCAGGUUAUUCACAUAGGGGAGAAGCCUUAACUCUGCUAUCAUUGUGGGGAUAGUUUCACCAGUUUAUUUUUUAAAAAUUAAACACCAACUAAUUAUCACUAACAGUAACUUACUUGGUUAAAUAAAGGGGGGGGGGGGGGAUUACUUGCAAAGGAGUGUGGUACCUGUUCCCUGUGUGGAAAGCUUCAGUCAGUCAUCAAAUUUGAAGACCCACCAUUUAACUGGCAUAGUAGAAAAGCCAUACCACUGCUCUGUGAGGAAAAUAUUCAGUCGCCUAGGAGACCUUGUCGUGACUUUCAUUAAUCUGAUGACUGUUAUUUAUCGAAUCAACUAACUAUGUUUAAUUGUCAAACGAUUAAAUUAAUCAUGUAACAAUUAACUCAUUAGGAUUUUGGGGCACCACAGAAUAAUUUGAUUAACGAGUUACCAUCUCCCGAAUUAAACUCUAAGAUAUGUAUGUUAUAUAUCGAUAAGGCACUUAUUAAUCAUUACCUCAUAUCAGUCUCAUUCUGAACGUUGCAUAAUCCUUGAAUCCGCAAGAACCCUAACUUUACUUAUGAUUCAGCAAUACACAAAUUGGCUUAAUCAUUUAUUUACUAGCUAACUAAAUAAUAACACAGAAUACAUUCAUACUUCAUACAUGAGAAAAAGGUCCCUAGCGGACUAACGACAGCAUGACUGCUUGGUUAUCAAAAAGGGGAGGGGUCAAUAGGAGGGAGAGAGGGACAAAGAGAGUCAAACUUAUCGUACAUUUACAUUUGGAACCUACGCUCACGGCAGUCACAAUACUUAGCAACCUAACCACCGCCCAUUCAGAGUAAAAAAAACAAUGAAUGUAUUUGCGUGUUUGCCGCUCGUCUAUCUCUGUUGACCCAAGCCCUCUUGGAAAGGAGGUUUUUGGCUGGGUCUUUGCUCAGCUCACUUGUAAGGCUCUGAUUGUCCACCAGAGGUCACAACGUCCUUCUUCUUUGUAGAGCUUCUCUGGUAGUGAAGUGUUUGUUAGAAGAGAUACUUCAGAUGCUCCAACGGUUGUCUGAGAUGGGAUUAUCCUUCCCAACUCUUGUCUUUUAGUGAAAGUCCUAGACUACUUUACAUGCCAACUGCAGACUGGUAAUGCUACGGUCUAGUGAGUGUCUUCUUCUUGUGUAGAGAUUUGAGAGUUUCUCACCAUUUCAAACGUGUGGACGAACGUCUCACGUGUCCUGGUCUUAGAGUAUCAACCAUUUGUAACGUUCAGCUCUGAUUCACGUCGGCUGGUCUUUCUGGUCUAACCAUUUUAAGCCGUGUAGCCACAGCUCCACGCUUCCUGGUCUAAUGUAAAUGUAGUUACCAAGGCUUUUUCACUCGGGUAAAAAGGGGGCGUUCCAUCACGCCAACACAAUGUCUGUGCUGACUUGGGCGUGGUUACUGACUGGGCAAAAGUGUAUAUAAAACAAUUAGAAGAAUAAAAUCACAUUGCUAUCUUCACUAAAGUUCUCUCAUACUUAAUUAAUCAUAUAUUUUAUACAACAUUUAGAUAUAAACUUGAUAACUAAGUCGUAAGUCGCUCUGGAUAAGAGCGUCUGCUAAAUGACUAAAAUGUAAAUGUAAACUAGAAUGUGUACACUUUCAGAGUUACAAUUAUUUAUUUAUACCAUCCUUAAUGACAUCACAAAAUAAUAAACAAUAUGACAUGAUUAUUCCAAACAUUUGGAUGUCAGAAAUAAUGUUCCAAUGUCCACUUUUAUUGACGUAAAAGUUUUGGCAGCGAAAGUCUCUCUGUAACAAAGAUUACUUUCCCAAUACUGCAGGGCAAGAAAGUUUGCGGCACACAAUUUAUGACCGGGUGUCAAAACCGGCACAACUCCCCCCUCUCCUAUGGGAGAGAGGGGGUUCUGGCUAUCUGUCAGCCAUUUGCCAGUUUGAUAUGGCACCUUUGAUCCUCACCAAGGAGAGAGUCAUGACAACCUAAAGAAACACCAGCUAACUCGCUCUGGAGAGAAUCCUUAUCAUGUUCUGGAGUUGUUUGAAUAGUGUUUAUUGAAAUAAAACUGGUAUGAUGAUAACGGUUUAUUGUGAACAUAUCCCUAUUUCAGGAAUCACCAAAAAGGCACCAGUGCAGAGAAAAGGCAGUUUUACAGAAACUGUAUCUGUUUUAUUGGUGAUUAGGGGACAUGGUUUGUCAUUGUCAGUAUUUCCACUAAACAGCUGUCUGUUUGAGAAUGCCAUACUUCUAUACCAGCAGACCUUCAGCAGCAGACAUCCAGAUGAUUUUCUAGAGGACGCGGCCACAACGGACAAUUCAGUGAAGUUGUAUUUGACAUUGUGGAAUCCAUAGCUAAUAUCUGUUCAUAGAGAAUCCUCAGUAAUCACAGACAUAUCUUCUAGUUGGAUUUCUAUAAUCGCUUAUUUUAUUUUAAAACAAAAUAUGAUUUAGUCACAAAUAUCUGCAACAAAAACUUCUAAAUGGCAGAAAAUAACCAAAAAUGAAUAAACAUAUCGUGAGUUCAGUCUCCUGUCUUACUUUAUUAUGGAGGGUUGAAGCCAUUAUUGAUGGCGACCCUGGAGCAAUUACGGUUACUUGCCUUGCUCUAGGACAGAUUUUUCACUCGACAGUUCUGGAUUUGAACUAGCAAACUUUCGGUAACUGGCCCAACGCCAGGCUACCUGUCGCCCCAUAUAUCCCAACCAAAUAUAUUGAGCUGAGCAAUGUUGAGAAAAACAAUCUAUAUACAGGGGGGAGAACAAGUAUUUGAUAG